AAGAAACAAACAAAAAUGUAAUCACAGCUUAAUCUUCAUAAUCUUAUCGGGGCGUACGUCACUCUAAAUCAAUGCCAAAUUAUUUAGUACAAUCUGAUCUCAUAAAACGCGUAACACGUAAAACAUGACAUGAAGUGAUGAGCGCCGAGGAGUACCCUUUGAUCGCGCUGACAGAAACUACCAGAGCGUACGUCGCGGAGGUGGCAGCAGAUGAAAAACAAAGAAAUGUCGAACCUCCUCGGACUAUCCCCUCCGGCCUGGGAGAAAGGCUUCACAGCCUGCCUACAUUCCAGGUGAGACCCAACUGGCGCAAGCUGCGGCGAAGUCUGCGACGCAUCAACUGCUUCAGGAGCGAGGAGGAGGAGGUCCUAGUAGAGGUGCCGAGGCAUAAGAGUAUAGACAUCGGCGUCGGCCUGGCUAGAAGGAUGUCCCUGUUUAUAUUCACCAGGAAAACCGUGUGCACGCACCCUUACCACCCCUUCACACCGUCGCAAACGACACGGAAAAUAUUCUUCCUUCACGACGAUAAAAAACAUCCUCAAUGAUUGAAACUGAACGGUGGAUUUCAUGUGAAAAUUAGUGGAAGUGU
Aricia agestis (brown argus) is the source of this 589-nucleotide messenger RNA. RefSeq lists its product as uncharacterized. The transcript has a single exon. Lineage: Eukaryota; Metazoa; Arthropoda; Insecta; Lepidoptera; Lycaenidae. The coding region runs from base 138 to 545 and encodes 135 amino acids. The record is from RefSeq and is a predicted model, not a curated record.